This is a messenger RNA of Emiliania huxleyi CCMP1516, 1761 nucleotides long. RefSeq lists its product as hypothetical. Lineage: Eukaryota; Haptophyta; Isochrysidales; Noelaerhabdaceae. Bases 24 to 1361 code for a protein of 445 amino acids. The transcript has a single exon. Gene Ontology annotation, biological process: proteolysis. The record is from RefSeq and is a predicted model, not a curated record. Gene Ontology annotation, molecular function: protein binding; serine-type endopeptidase activity.
UAGAGCCAUCGCGAUCGGUCUAGAUGCUCGCCCCGCUCCUUUUUCUCCGCUCCGCUACCGCCCUACACGUCGGCCGCGUGCCAUUCGCGCCGGCAGCACGUCGCCUGUCCAACGCGCCGGCAGCAAGUCGCCUGUCCACUCUCGCGACCACAGCACGAGCGAGCAACACAGCAGCCGUGCCGUCGUCCUUCAAGCCGUCCAUUGACUACCCGGGUGUUGUGCCGCUCAGAACCAGCCUCGUCGUACCCCGAUCCCCACAGCCAGUCUCCUUCGCGGACGAUUCCGACUCGGUGCGCCGGCGGGCUCAAGCCGAUCAGAGCGACGCACCACCGCUCCUCUCGCCAGGGGAGGCGCGACGUGUGGCCGUGUUUGAGGACGCCUCGCCCUCCGUCGCCUUCAUCUCGACCACGAUCCUCACGCCGAGGGGCAUUGUUCAAGCCGGCGCUGGCUCGGGCUUUGUCUGGGACGCCGACGGCCACAUCGUCACCAACUAUCACGUUGUCGCCAACCCAGUCGCGCGCCAGCCUUCCCAGUCGCGAGUGAUGGUCUCGCUGCAGGGCAUCGAGGGGCAGGUUGAGGCGACGGUCGUCGGGCAUGAGGCGGACAAGGACUUGGCGGUGCUCAAGGUGGACCCGGCGAGGCUGCGGCCGCUGAAGCCGCUGCAGGUCGCCUCCUCCUCCACGCUGCGCGUCGGCCAGGACGUGCUGGCCAUCGGCAAUCCGUUCGGCCUCGACUACACCCUGACGACGGGCAUCGUCUCCGCCCUCGGCAGGGACAUCGACGGCUACGGCGGAAGGCCGAUCAAAGACUGCGUCCAGACGGACGCCGCAAUCAACCCGGGCAACUCGGGCGGACCGCUCCUUGACUCGCGCGGCCGGCUCAUCGGCGUCAACACGAUGAUCUUCUCGCCGGGCGGCGCGGGCGGCAACGUCGGCAUCGGCUUCGCCGUCCCCUCGGACACCGUCAGUCGCGUGGUGCGGCAGAUUGUCGAGUUCGGCAAUAACGCGCGGCCGUCGCUUGGCGUCAACCUGCUCGACGACCGGGCGCGCGAGCAGUACGCCCGCAGUUUGGGUCGGCCCCUGCGCGGUGCGAUCCUCGCAGAGGUGGUCGCCGGCUCGCCGGCAGAGGCGCUCAGUCUCGCCCCGUGCCGGCGGCGGUACGGCUCGGUCGUGCUCGGAGACAUGAUCGUCGAGGUCGACGGCAAGCCGAUCGGGCGGAACGAGGACCUGAUCUGCGCGAUCGAGGAGGCGGAGCCCGGCAGCGCCGUCUCGCUCAAGGUGGUGCGCAACUGCGACCCGGAGCGGCUCGAGGAGCUCCGGUUCACGCCGGUUAUGCGCAAGACGCUGGCCGAGCGGCGCUGACUCGACAGGUGAACGGCACACGGAUUUAGUAGUUGACUCAAUUCACGCCAAGAACGAGCAGCUUGCUGCUUGGGGGAAGCCUGGCAGGGUGAUGAGUGCGCGUGGCAAUUUCUUUUGCGUGUCUGAAUUUCUUUGUUUUGGGGGGUUGUCGUGUGAGUGAGGUUUUGCUUGCCUUCCCUGCGACCCCGUGUUGCAUGUCUGACUGUCACUAUACUCUCUCGAUUUCGGUCCCCGGGGUUGUUGAGCACUCCCUUUGUUCUCUUCUCAUAAAAUCGGAGGGUCGGCCCACGGGGGGACGUGAACUGAACCGACCCAACGAUUUUAUGAGUAAAAAGAAGAAGAAGACGGAACGAUUUUAUGAGUGACAGUAGCCGCGAAUUCUUUUCCAGAUUGCCCUUCU